CAAAGCUGGAACUGACCUCCCCAUCCCGACAACACCAACAACAUCACCGCCCUUCGUUUUCUCCACCCUCCCCCCCCGAAUCGAUCGCGGGUGAUCCUCUGCUAGGCUGUCGACGACAGUCUCGACACCUCUGGAGCACUGUGCGGUCGCAUCCCCCCUUCUCUCCCCCCCGUCUCGGCACAGCGAGGCUCCUCCACCUUCCAACAGAUCGAGCCUCACCUCGAUCUGGACAGACCAUCACACUCAUACCAGCCUUGAGUGUAACUUGUUACCUUUACGAUCAACGAUUUCUUUUUAAGAUACCCUUCAGCGAGUCCUCUUACCUACAACAGUCUUUGAGAAUACCAGGAGAGCCAUUGUCGUCAUAAUCUCUGCACAUCUUGUGAACAUGGCUUCUUCAAACACUAUGUACUCUCCGGGUCAGUUCAUGAACCCUGGACCUGCCCCUCGACCCCCUACCGACCGACCCCGACUUAAUCUCACUCCUACUACCGCCAACCUUCCGGGCAACAUGUCUCAAAUGAGCAUUUCACCCAUCACCCGCACUGCAACUUCUACCUACACCGGCUCAACCGUAUCCCUUCCCCUUGCACGUCAGGCAUCCAACAUUGAUGGCCAAGGAGGUGUCGCCGUCAUUAAGGAGGGCUGGGCUUCCGUCAAGGAGGGCAAGAACUUCAUUAGUCCAUGGAAGCAAAAGUGGCUCAUAUUGCGAAAGGAGACCCUUGAUUUCCACAAGACUGAAGCUGGCAAAGUCUCUUAUCAGAUCGUCCUAAAGGAUGUUCUAGGUGUCUCUCGUGUUGAGGCCGCUGGUACGAUGUUCGAGAUCAAGCGAUCGCUCAAUGGUACUUCGACCAACCCUGGCGACGAUGACAAUGGCGCAAGAACUCUCCAGAUCAAGGUCAAGGGCGACGACGAAUUGUAUGAGUGGAUUGACUUCAUCUACGCCCGUUGCCCUGGCAUGGGUGGUGUUAGCAACCCUACCAACUUCAACCAUUCUGUCCAUGUCGGAUUCGAUCCACAGACUGGGGAGUUUGUGGGCUUGCCCCCUGAGUGGUCAAAGCUCCUCAACUCGUCCGCUAUUACCAAGGAGGACUACGAGCGCAACCCGCAAGCCGUAUUUGAGGUAUUGGAGUUCUACUCUGAUAUCACCAAGCGUGCACAAAACCCUCAGCAAUACUCUAGCAUGACCCCUACACCUCCUGCCACUGCAAAUCAAAACAAGCAACUUGGUUACUCUAUGAACGGAACCAACGUUGCCCCCCCGAGACCAGCCCCGCCCACGCAGCGCAAUGGUACCUCUCAAUCUUCGUCUCCCAGCAGUGCUAGCACACCAGUUCGACCAACAGCGCCCGAGACGCAGCAACAACGCCAGCAGAUGCAGCAGAUGGCUUCCAACUAUGUUGAUCCUGAAUCGCGUGAGCAACAGCGUCAGAAGCAGCUCGAGCAGCAGCGCCAGCGUGAGAGAGAGAUCGAGGAGCAGAACCGAAAGGAUAUGGAGGCUUAUAACGCAUCACUCCCAAAGACUCGAACCCCGAUCGCUAAGCAGGAGAUUGGUGGCUUCGGAGGUGGCAGCUCCACAACUGACCGCUACAACCCCUCUAGAGCUGCACCUCCUACCCCCGCGGCUCGUCAAGCUCAGCAGGCGCAAGCAUCUGCAUCCCUCCGAACCCAGAGACAAGCCCCUUCCGCUCCCACUUCAAGCAAUUCUUCUUCUCGCCCUGCGCUUACCACUCAGACCAGUUCUUCCUCUGUCCGAGAGCAGAAUGGCGGAACUCGAUCACCUGCUGCACGAGCUGAUCAAAGCACCCAGCGUACUCAAGAUGCUCGUUAUCAAAAUGGCACCAACGGAUCCCAGCAAUCAUCAAGUCGCUCCGCUGCAAAUGCGCAGCAGAACACCCCUCCUUCUCGUCUUCCUGCGCCAGUCAACCAAGUCAAGCCUCUUAAUGUUGCAGCCAAGCCGCAGAAUGGAGCUUCGUCCGCCAACGGUGCUCAGACCGACGCUGUGAAGGCAGCUGAAGCUGCUUUGACGGCCAAGCCUGCCGCUACUGAGCGGAAGCAAGAUGUUCGGAUGUCUACCAUGUCUGAAAACGAAGUUAUGGCGAAGCUGAAGGAAGCUGUCUCCAAGGAUGAUCCUAACAUGUCAUAUUCAAAGCAGAAGAAGAUCGGCCAGGGUGCCUCUGGUUCAGUCUAUGUUGCUAAGGUUAAGGAGAACCCACUGUCGCCAAUUGCUAGGGAGGUGGUUCGCCAGCAGGGAAGCAAGGCUCAGGUUGCCAUCAAGCAAAUGGACUUGGCGCACCAACCACGAAAGGAGUUGAUCGUUAAUGAGAUCAUGGUCAUGAAGGACAGCAAACACAGAAACAUCGUGAACUUUCUCGAUGCUUUCUUGCGUAACAACUACUCGGAGCUCUGGGUUGUCAUGGAGUAUAUGGAGGGAGGUGCUUUGACAGACGUUAUUGAUAAUAACGCUGUAAUCACUGAGGACCAGAUCUCUACCAUCUGUCUUGAGACUUGUCGUGGUCUUGAGCAUCUUCAUCAACAAAGCAUCAUCCAUCGCGACAUCAAGAGUGAUAACGUUCUCCUCGAUGCUCGUGGUAAUGUCAAGAUCACCGAUUUUGGAUUCUGCGCCAAGCUCACGGAGUCCAAAUCCAAGCGAGCUACUAUGGUCGGUACGCCGUACUGGAUGGCUCCCGAAGUCGUCAAGCAGAAGGAAUAUGGUCCUAAGGUCGACAUCUGGUCCCUCGGUAUCAUGGCGAUUGAGAUGAUUGAAUCGGAGCCGCCCUAUCUAAAUGAGGAGCCGCUGAAGGCACUUUACCUCAUCGCAACAAAUGGCACACCCCGUUUGAAGAAGCCCGAGAAGCUCAGCAAGGAGUUGAAGGCUUUCUUGUCGGUCUGUCUCUGCGUCGACAUUCGUAGCAGAGCUUCCGCGAACGAGCUGUUGCAACAUGACUUCCUCAAGCAUGGAUGCACUCUUGCCAGCUUGGCCGACUUGUUGGCUUUCCGUAAGCACGCCAAAUAAGCGGUUCCAAAAAUGCAUAGGUGUUAUGAUCACGUUGAUGACUUACUAUGAUGAUGGAAGAUAUGGUCGGGGUUUUCAUUUCAUUUCACUCACUGCAACGAGGCGCAUUGUUCGUGCUGGAUCCGCACAUACAUUCAGCAUGAAUUCCCGGCGUUUGGGAAGCGGCUUAUUGUGCUCUGGGUGCGCUUUAUUGCAGCGAUAGUGAUUGCUCUCAAGGUUGUUGCUUAAUUAUGGCCAUCAAUCAGCAGAUGAGGGCAUGCUUUGCGUAUUUUUUUGCUUCUCUAUUUCUCGGAAUCUGAGACAGCGGGUGUUUAUGAUGCCUUCUGCACCUCAGAAUGAGAACAUGGUUAUGAGACGUGGGCCAUACCAGAGAACAAACGGCGUUUAGUGUAGGUAG
Molecule: messenger RNA, 3413 nt
Organism: Amorphotheca resinae ATCC 22711
Lineage: Eukaryota; Fungi; Ascomycota; Leotiomycetes; Helotiales; Amorphothecaceae
Exons: 5
Coding region: 389-3016 (875 amino acids)
Biological process (GO): intracellular signal transduction; regulation of MAPK cascade; protein phosphorylation
Cellular component (GO): cytoplasm
Molecular function (GO): protein serine/threonine kinase activity; ATP binding
Source: RefSeq, a predicted model, not a curated record